CCUUUUGUUCUCCCUCCCCCCCACCACAACCAUCAGGGUCGCAAAGCUACCUCAAGGAUAUCUCCAGAUACAUUCGUUCACUUAUUUUCGAAUCGACUCUGGGAUAGACUGCCUGGACUCCUGUAAAUCCUUUUCUUUUUUGUGCGUCAAAACUCACCAACCCCUUCACUCUCUACGUCCACGGAAACCCGAAAUUACUCUACACUCUUUUCGUCACUCUCUAGUCAAUUUAUACUCAGAAGGGGGAAUUUUUCAAUAAAUUUCCCUUAUCAAUUAUCCCGAACCAAACUACCAACACAACCACGCUGUCUCGAUUUCUUUCGCCCCUCCGUAAAACAACCGCCGCCAUGUUCAAACGCUCGUUCCGAUCCGGGGACCGAGUCGACAAGUCGGCGAGGCUGAAGAAGUCUAACAACAGCAACAACAAUAACAACAACAACAAUAAGGUUCGGGAUCCUCAGAAACUAGCGAAACUGCAGCGGUCGAUCGAGGAGAUCCUCCCCGCCAAAAGGACCCUCAAUUCUCCUAUCGUCACAUUGACGAUCGGGAGAGAAGCAAGACUGUUCGCGGCCCACGAGGAGGUCCUAAGCCAAUCGCCCUUUUUCGAGCGGGCGUGCCGGGACCAAUACCUCGAGGCGCAGAGCAAGAGGAUUUCACUUCCGGACGAAGAACCCGAGAUCUUCUCGGCCGUACUCGAGUACCUCUAUAAGGGUGACUACUACCCACGCUUGGUACAUAACAAGCACCGAAACUCUUGGGAGCUCGAGGAUGCCGUAGGAUCACCCGACCCUUCAGAAAACAACCGAGCUGGCCGCGGAGCCGUCGAGGCCACAAUGCACGUCGCCAGCGUGGGACAAUAUCUCUUGCGGGAUACCGUCGUGUACUGCGCCGCCGAUAGGUACGGACUCGAAGAGCUCAAGCGCCUAGCUCUUCGGAAGCAAGGCCUACAGAGCGGCAUCGAUGUCGGAACGAUCCUUAGAUCGGCGCAGUACGCCUACGACAACACGCCGGACACGGACUCGCGACUACGCGCUCACUAUCUCGCCCUAAUUAUCCGAUGUCGCAAGACAUUUAAGAGGAGCGGAACCAUGCAGACGGAGAUGGAACGGGGCGGCAAACUUUUCUUUGACCUAUUCGUGGCCAUGUGCAACCAUCUCGACGACGUCGUGGAAAUGAGCAACGCUCGAACGCCUAAGACGAUCUAGAGAACUCUCGGAUCUGCACUAACAAUAUACAUCCACUAAAUAUCGGGGUCACUUGGGGAGAAAUAUGACGUUGGAAUGUGUCUCGAAUUUGGCGAGGAACGAACGGUCACGGAGUUGAAUGAUUCUGCUUUUCCUUGUCUCUGGUUUCUUCCCUCAACUCAAUCUCUCCCGGGUAUUAUCAUCAGAUUGGAACACCAUUUGGGACAAAACCCACAACUCCACUUCUCAUCGAGGUUGG
Messenger RNA from Daldinia vernicosa, 1443 nucleotides. RefSeq lists its product as uncharacterized. The transcript has a single exon. The record is from RefSeq and is a predicted model, not a curated record. Gene Ontology annotation, molecular function: protein binding. The coding region runs from base 348 to 1205 and encodes 285 amino acids. NCBI's taxonomy places the organism in Eukaryota, Fungi, Ascomycota, Sordariomycetes, Xylariales, Hypoxylaceae.